AUCAAUUAUGUACAAGAUUUUUAUUCUCCCAACAUGCUGAUAAAUAGUAAUCCGUACUGCUCCAAUCCCACUACGCCAUUCCUCGAGCUUUAAACCGGGUCUGUGUCGGAUCCUUUGCUGGAGCUAAAAGGUUCUUGAGAAAUCCACUUGACUUUGGAGCUUAAGAAUAGCCAUGGAUUCUCCUCAAUCACUUUUCGAGGGUUCUUCGGUUUUGGCAGAGCCUGAGAAAAAGAACAAUAAUGGAGUGUUCCUGGAGAACAAGGAAGAAGCUGCAAUGAACUACAUUGGUGUUUUAGAUGUUCAUGUUCACCAGGCUAGGGACAUCCUUAACAUCUGCAUAUACCACAAGCAGGAUGUUUAUGCCAAGAUUUGCCUGACAAGUGAUCCCGAGAAUGCGGUCUCCACCCAGACUAUAAACGGGGGUGGGAAGAAUCCGGUUUUCAAUCAGACUCUCAGGCUGAAUGUGCCCAAUAUUGAGUGUUCUCUGAAAUGCGAGAUUUGGAUGAUGAGCCGGGUGAGGAAUUACUUGGAGGACCAGUUGCUUGGCUUUGCUUUAGUCCCGCUAUCUGAAGUCCUCGUUGGGAAUGGGAAGUUGGAGAAGGAGUUUACUCUCUCGUCAACUGAUCUAUUCCAUUCCCCCUCGGGGUUUGUCCAGUUGUCUCUGGCUUACACCGGAGCCUCACCCGAAGUUCUUGUGGUUCCUGCACCGCCAAAUGCUGUGACAGCAAGCGAUGACGAUAAAGUUGUGCAUGACUCUGAAGCAGUGGAGUCUUUAUCGAGUGAGUUUGAAAAAAUCGAGUUCCCAGAUCCUAAGAUAGUGAAUGAGAAUCACUUGAUGGUUUCUGAGUAUUUUGGCAUUCAAUGCGAAAAUUUAGACUCUCAGAGCUCUUCAGACACUGAAAACCAAUCUGGUUCACAGGUCAAGGAGAGUGUUCUUACUGAACCUAUUGAUUCCCCUCCAAGCAGUGUUUCGACUAAUGGAUCUGUGUUGGGUUCACAUCCCGCAAAUUCCCAGUCUUCUGAUAUGCAAAACGAAGAGGAGCCCCGAGAAUUCCCCAAAGAGAAAACUACAGAUUCAAAGAAGGAGAACAGCUUAGAUGCUGCAGAUUCUGAAAGUCUUGCCUCGGGUAACCUUCCUAAAACCGAAUUCCCUAAGCCUCUCGUGUCUAUAAAUGUGCCAGAAACGAAUGUGGUGCAACAGGACAUUGUGGAUAUGUACAUGAAAAGCAUGCAGCAAUUUACUGAAUCGUUGGCGAAGAUGAAGCUCCCCUUAGACAUCGAGAGCGCCCCAAGCAGCUCGGGGAAUUCAAGCUCAGAUCAGAAAUCAGAAACGCCCAAGAGCGCUGGCUCUCGAGUGUUCUAUGGCAGCCGAGCGUUCUUCUGAGCUUUAACAUUGCCCGAGUUUUUUUAGAGCAAGCAAACCAGGAAAUUUUAACAACUAGGAUGAAGUUGAUGAUGCCAGUGCUAAUGUUUCAUGUUUUAGGUUACCAAAACUGAAUAAUUUCUUGUAAGACCUUUGUGUUUUUCUGCA
Messenger RNA from Ipomoea nil (Japanese morning glory), 1531 nucleotides. RefSeq lists its product as uncharacterized. The transcript has 2 exons. Lineage: Eukaryota; Viridiplantae; Streptophyta; Magnoliopsida; Solanales; Convolvulaceae. The record is from RefSeq and is a predicted model, not a curated record. The coding region runs from base 173 to 1384 and encodes 403 amino acids.